UCGGGAGAGGUGGUGGGCUGCGGCGUGAGGCGAGUGGUGGCGGGGGAGCCGAGCGCGGCCGCUGAUUGGCUGGGCGCCGGGGUCAGCCCUUGCCCGGUGACCUCGGAGUGAGGAGGCGGCGGCGGAGAGGUGGCUCCCCUCCAGUCAGCCAGUCGGCCGCUCGGUGCGGAGUGGUGUCCCCCUCGCCCAGCAGCUCCCCUCCUUUCCCUCCCCGCCGUACCCGCGGUCCCCUCUCCCCCGCAUCCUUCUGCCCCCCUCGCCCGGCCAGCGAGGGGGGGAAAGCGGCUGAGGCGCCGAGGCUGGGCCCGGCCCCGGGCAGGAAGACGGACAGACUUGUGCCACUUCGGAGGAAACUUGCAAGUUUGAAUCCAAAACGAAAGCCAAGAGGUAAAAAUGUAGCAGACGAAUCCGGUAUCCAGGUGAAGCAGUUUGCCUGAUGUGGUGUUUCUGCAAACAAGGUUAUUUAUAAUGAAGACAGAAAGUACACCUUUGAAAAGUGACCUCUACCUAUAAGGUGACCAGUGAGACCUCAUGACCCUUCUUUAGGAGGUGGAUUCUGCUAGGAUGUUACAUCACCACUGUCGGAGGAACCCCGAGCUACAGGAAGAAUUGCAGAUUCAGGCUGCGGUGGCCGCUGGGGAUGUCCACACUGUGCGCAAGAUGUUAGAGCAGGGCUAUUCUCCAAACGGCCGAGAUGCCAAUGGCUGGACCUUGCUCCACUUCUCGGCAGCACGAGGGAAAGAAAGAUGCGUUCGUGUAUUCCUCGAACAUGGAGCUGAUCCCACAGUGAAAGACUUAAUUGGAGGCUUCACCGCUCUGCAUUACGCAGCCAUGCACGGCCGGGCCCGGAUUGCACGCCUGAUGCUCGAAUCGGACUACCGUGUUGAUAUCAUCAACGCAAAGAGCAACGACGGCUGGACUCCUCUGCACGUGGCCGCUCACUACGGCAGAGACUCGUUUGUACGUCUCCUCCUGGAGUUCAAGGCUGAGGUCGACCCACUCAGCGACAAAGGCACUACGCCACUUCAACUGGCCAUUAUUCGCGAGAGGUCCAGCUGUGUCAAAAUACUCUUAGACCACAAUGCCAACAUUGACAUUCAGAAUGGCUUCCUGUUACGCUACGCUGUGAUCAAAAGCAAUCACUCGUAUUGCCGGAUGUUCCUUCAGAGAGGGGCAGAUACAAACUUAGGGCGCUUAGAAGAUGGACAGACGCCAUUGCACUUGUCUGCUCUUAGGGAUGAUGUCCUCUGUGCACAGAUGUUAUACAACUACGGGGCAGACACUAAUACAAGGAACUAUGAAGGACAGACUCCGCUGGCAGUUUCCGUAAGCAUUUCUGGAAGUAGCCGGCCUUGUUUGGAUUUCCUACAGGAAGUAACAAGGCAGCCCAGGAACUUGCAAGAUCUAUGCCGAAUUAAAAUCCGCCAGUGUAUAGGCCUUCAAAACCUCAAACUACUUGAUGAACUACCAAUUGCCAAGGUCAUGAAAGACUACUUAAAACACAAAUUUGAUGAUAUCUGACGUUUUGCAAAGAGAGUUAUACAAUGAGCAAGAUUAGUUUAUAUUCCAGAUACCUUUCAAAGGCUGGUCGCCUUGCACAACGUAUAUCCUAUGCAAUUUCUGAUUUUUUGUUUUUUCCGAGAAGUCAGAAGGCAGGUAUACAAUUCCUUGCGGGGGGGGAGUGUUUUAUACCAAAUGCUAGAAGGUCUUAAUUUUUUUUUUUAAUUCCUUGGUCCAAGUUUACAAGAUCCAAGCUUUCUAUACAAUCUUACAAUUAUGGGUUGUAUGCUGGGGGGAUGGGGGGGAUUUUUGGUUCUAGGCAUCACUUUGAAAUGAAAAGCAACCUUAAACUUGCAGCUUUGGGAUGAAGAAUGAACCUUUGCUCCUUUGAAAAAAGCCUUCUCCCACCCUACCCCCACGUAGCAUGUGUGAUACUGUGAGAUGGCUGAGUGAAUGCUCAACAGAGGAGGACUGGGAGAUUUAAGGGAGCACACACACACCCCACACUAGGUACUGCUUCUGUGCAGCCUCCAUUCAUUUCAAGGGGGCUUCAGGGGGGAUUUCCCAGGCAGACCCCUCAGAAACUGCAUGACAGUGCUUGGCAGAGUUGCAUAUCGUAGGGGUUUCCGAAUGUUGUUGAUUGCAACUCCCAUAAUCCCAGCCAAAGGCCAUUGCAGUUGGGGAUGCUGGGAGUUGUAGUCAACAGCGUCCCGGAAUCCCUGAGACGGGACACGGGUGCUCAGUGGAUUAAACCCACUAGCACAGCUCCCAUAUCAAGGGCCAAGAUGGUUGUGCUUGGGCCCGUUAGGAGUCCUGACAUUUUGACUGGAUUCCAUGUGGACACACACUUCUGCCCAUAUGGAGUGUUUUCUUUUUCCUCUUCAGAAUCAUGACCCAGGCUUGUAACUAGGAUCUUCAGAGUCUAUAGUAAACAUGACAACUCACUGGAAGCAUUGCCACCUUCAUUUCUUUCCUUUAAAAAAAAAGUGCAAGUUGGCUCUUUAUAACAUAAUUAUUGUCGUUCUUAGAUGUCCAUAUGUCAUGUAUCCCUCCUUCUAUGCCAGUACUUGGGUUGCUGUUUAUAAUUAAGUUCAGCACUGCUCAGAUUCCUCUUUGGUCUUGGUGUAGCUUUUUUCUUUUAGGAAAACAUUAAUGGAAAACAAAUCUUAAUUUCAAAGUCAAUGCAUUCUGUUUCUCAUAUAGCGCCUCAUGUGCAAUAAUUUUUUCGAUUAUGUUUUCUCCUUCACACAUGUGAUUUUCACACGUUCUUACCCUGGCCUCAGUAUAAUGGAUGUUUGCAAUUGAAAUUGCUGCUUUAUUAUUGCUAGGUCACUUGUAGUAGUAUAAGCCCUCCAAAUUUCAGAAAUAUUCAAUCUGGACACCUGUGGUUCACUUUUUGAGCUAAUCUUUUUCCCAUGCAAGAGCCUAAUCUGUGGAAUUCAUAAGACCAGAAUCGAGUUAGCAGUUUGGGUUUAUCUUUUUUUUUUUUAAAGGGGCUCAGCGAUUGGUUUUUCUGCCAUUUGUUCACCUCCCUUUAUAUUAAACAAGACUUUGGGACAGUCCAAGCUCAGUUUUGCUCAUAUGGACUGUGGGAGAAUCCUCUCAAAAUUCCUGAAAAUAUGAAUUGUGUGGGCACAUACCUUGUCCACAGGGAGACUGGUAUGAAACUGAAAUCUAAUGUGUCCAGAUGUGAAUCCAGGCAAAAUCGAGGUAUGCACAGUUUUCAUUCAUAAGUAUGUCAAAGCUUGAGUGAGUUGGAUAUGCCAUAACGAAAUUAUCAGUAUGGCCCCCUUCCCCUCCCUCUCUCUCUCUCUCUCUCUCAGAAUUCUUUAUGCAACACAGACAAGCCUUUACCACUAGCAAGAAAAUAACCAUUUGAGCAGGGCUCUGAACUUUGCAGAAGCCCUGCUCUCACUGCUUAGCUUGAUACUGGUGCGUGAUUUCAGUUACUACACUGCUCCUGUGGAUAUCCUAAGACUUUAGAAAGCCUGGGAACGGAAAGCCUCCCAGAAGGAGGCUUCUGGGUUUGCUGCUUCUGCUCAGAUGGAGUGUUUGUGUGCAUUUUGUCAAGAUCUCUCAUCACCUUGAAUGAAGCCUGAAACUUUUGGAGUAGAUCAGGGCCAUUGGGGAGCAUUGUUGGGUCUUUUUCCAUUUUGAGUCUCCCUUGCUGCCACUCUUCAUGCCCCACCUCUUGUCUUCUCGAUGGGGCAGAAAGAGGCAGGUAACUCAGUCCAAAGCUGUGAGCUCAUCAGUAAUUAACAGGAGCAGCAGCACGACCCGUUCUCAUUGGCAUCACUCCGCAUGUUGCCAGUGGGUUUCGAGGAGCCAUGGUAGCAAAGAUUACUCUGCUCUGUUGGGCCUCCACUUUCCACAAGGCAGGGUGGCUCAGAACAGAAGAUGAAAUGGCUUGCGGCAUCUGAUCUGCUUCAGUAGUAGCCACAGAAAAGCGAAUCUUGUGGGGAAACUAGCAGUUGGGGUGGCCACGUUACAUAGAAUUGACAGACUUCAGGCUUGUUCACACAACUGUUAACUGGGUAGGACAGGUGCAGCACAUGCUCCCAAUUUACAGUUGUGAGUAAAGAGCAAGGUAGGAGGUGGGGAGUGUGAUUGACAAGCCUCGGCUGGGUAGGACUUCCUUCCCUCCUACCCCAUUCAAAAGCUGGGGAUGGAUUGUGGGUAGGGCAUGCUUGUCCUACCCAGCUGACGCUUUGCCGAGAUUACACUCCCCUCCUCAUCCCUUGGUUUUUACCUGCACACAACUGAAAAUCAAGAGUGCACACAUCUUCUGAAGCUGGGUAGGAUGUUUGUCCUACCCAGUUAAUCGUCAUGUGAACAAGCCUAUAGCAUUCAUUUUUUGCCCUUGACUAUCAGUCAAAUAUAAUACAUUGCAGAUCCUAUUGUGAAUGCAAGAUUUUGCAAAGCAGUUGACAAGGCCUCUGUUUUCUAGUGGAACGGUGCUAAGAGGUGCUGUUCAGUUUCCCUCCUCUUCCUAGAAAUAUUCCAGAAGCCCUCUAGUAGUGAAUCUCUUCUGAAUUUAGAUUCUUUGGUAUCUAAGGCCCCAAUCCAGAUAAAGUUAGUCAUGCUUAAAAGGUGGUGAGUUAACCACAGAGUUGAAGGUUUAUCUUGACUUGGUGAAUUUUCAUCACCCAUGAUAGUACAUUCUCUGGUUGUCUCUACCGGUUCAGGGAUCCACUGUAAGGUGAAUUUUAUUCUGUCUUGCUGCUGUGACUUAAACAAAAGUUAGAAACUGUCUUGCUGGUUACAAAAGUGCUAUUUAAUGAAAUGUAUAAUUCCAUUAUUUAUUUGUGUUGAGGUUUGUUGUUUUUUCUUUUUCUUUUUUAAUCCUUGACACUUAUCUUUAAAAUGAAGUACAUCUUAAACUGUAAACAAAAGUCUUGUGUAAUCCCUCAAGUUCUCUCUGACCCUUCCUUUCAAUAAAGCUAAAUUUGCAGGUUUCAAAGUGGGGGGGGGGAGACGCUUCAGGUUCCAGUUUUGUAGAAAGUUAAGCACUUGAUUUAUUAAAUAACUGAGUAGUCUUUUUUUUUUUUUUAAACCCCUCCUCUUAAUGUUCAGGGGACUCCAUAGCUUAUGUCCUAUGUUGAAUUGUGGCCAAAGGACAGAACAUACUAGGUGUACCUCCACACAGAAACCCAGUUGGAUCAGAAAGAAAUUAUGUUGAUAUGUUUUUGUUUUACAGCAAGAAGAUGAUGGUAAUUUUCCAUUAAAAGUUUGGGCUUAAUCUAGACAAGCCGAGAGACUCUAUCCUAGGUCUAUUAUUACUUCUUGAAUAUUUAACUUUUUAAAAAAAAAGUUUAAAAACAAAAUACGCAAAUUGGCAAUUGCACCAAAGAAACGGACAAGAUUAUGAUCACUAAACCACAAACCUCAUUCUUUUAAAAACAAAACCAGAGUUUUGUAAAUAUUUCUGUUUAUAAGUGUACAGCAGAGUAAGAGUGUGUGUAUGGUUUUUUAGAUUAUUUAAUUAUAUUUCUAAUCUAUUUACAAUAUUAGAGACCAUAUUUGUUAGUUCCAAAGGCUUCUGUUUGGGUUAUUAUUAUUAUUAUUAUUAUUAUUUUCGCUGAAUUCAUUACUCAUGCUAGGAGCAUCUCUGCCCUCAACGGGACAGCCUCAAGAUGCAACACAUUAUAACUGGUAUUAUCCAGAUGCUUCACAUGGACAAGGGGGAGCAAGGCCCACUGUGGGUAUUACUCUGGCUCCACCCUGCCGAUGGUGGCUUGCAGAUUAGGAGCUAGCCAUAGGGUUGCGUGUCUCCUUUCUCCCCUUUUCAGCAGAAAUUCAUUGCACCUCCCUACCACACCCCUCAGCUGGAUCUUAGCAAUAUCUUAUUUUUACAUCUGUACCAGUGCGGACCAGGAUUCCCCCAACACACACACACACCCCCAUCCCUGUAGUUCGCAAAUUCUGAUGGGGUUAAGAUGGGAGCCCUAAUUUAGUACAAACCAUGGCUAGCUUUGAUGCAGAUGUAAUGCUAAACUGUGGCAGAGACCAACCAGGGAAAGGGGAGCAGAAUUGGUUCUGUUCCUAAGGCUGGAUUCUAAUUUGCCAGUUGUGAUUUGUAGGGAGAAGUAUUCCCUGUAACAGGGAUUCCCAGAUGAUGUUGAUGACAGCAACUCCCAUCCUCCCCAGCCAAAGGCCAUUGAAGAUGGGAAUGCUGGGAGUUGUAAACAUCUGGGAAUCCCUGCUGGAGGGAAUGCUGGUAGGGAGCCGAUGUUCCGUCUACACUGGGGCUGAAUGGAUGGAGAACACCAGCCCAUUAGGGCUUCUCUUCUGACAAAAUUCCCCAUGGAAGCAAAUUGGUGGCUCUUGAGCUGUGCAAGCUCCCAUUCACUUUGAGGGGGCUUGACCUGGCAACAUUGAGCAGUGGCAUCACCCGCUUGUCAUUUUUUUAUGAAGGGUAGACGGAGGAGGGUUAAAAUCCAAAUCAAAGGUCAGUUCGGUGUCGCAACCCCCACUGUGAGAAGAAUGGCGUACUGUUUUCCCCACCACUCUCUCUUCCAUGCAGCUCUUUCUGUAUUAGCAAUAUCGUAACAUAUUUUGUUCUUCCUUUUGUAAUGUAAGGUUUUUUGCGUUCUAGUCAUUUUGAAUUAAAAUAAUUACCAAAUUCUUUUAAA
Hemicordylus capensis (graceful crag lizard) is the source of this 6632-nucleotide messenger RNA. RefSeq names its product ankyrin repeat and SOCS box containing 7 (gene ASB7). Gene Ontology annotation, biological process: intracellular signal transduction. The record is from RefSeq and is a predicted model, not a curated record. The coding region runs from base 565 to 1521 and encodes 318 amino acids. Gene Ontology annotation, molecular function: protein binding. The transcript has 6 exons. Lineage: Eukaryota; Metazoa; Chordata; Lepidosauria; Squamata; Cordylidae.